Amblyraja radiata (thorny skate) is the source of this 1000-nucleotide messenger RNA. RefSeq names its product C-type lectin domain family 3, member A (gene clec3a). Bases 123 to 689 code for a protein of 188 amino acids. Gene Ontology annotation, biological process: ossification. The transcript is spliced from 3 exons. NCBI's taxonomy places the organism in Eukaryota, Metazoa, Chordata, Chondrichthyes, Rajiformes, Rajidae. The record is from RefSeq and is a predicted model, not a curated record.
UGAGCAAACAUUCAGUGCCUCCCUGGGCCGCUAACUCUGCAUCCUGGUUUAGAUUCUUCUGCUGGCUUCUCUGGGAGGUAUCCCAGCCUUCAGAAUUGCUGUCUGGGCAUUUGGAUUUCACUAUGGCAGGACCAAAAAUCAUUUGGGUUGCUUGUGUCUGCAUUGCAAUAAUGUCCAUCGUCACAGCACAAUCAUCCAGGUCGAAACCUAAAACUGGUAAAGGUAAAGAUGAUUUGAGGAAAGAGAUCGAUAAACUGUGGCGGGAAGUAAACCUGCUGAAGGAGUCGCAGGCACUUCAGACUGUUUGCCUGAGAGGGAUAAAAGUUCACAAGAAGUGUUACCUGGCAUCGAAUAUCGCAAAGAGCUACCACGCUGCUAAUGAAUAUUGUAUCGCCCAAGGAGGAACCUUGAGCAUCCCACGAGACAUCUCUGAAAACAACUCUAUCCGUAGCUAUGCCAAGAAGAGCCUGAAUGGGGCAAAGGACUUCUGGAUAGGGGUCAACGACAUGACCUCUGAGGGCAAGUUUGUCGACGUCAAUGGAAUAGCCAUUAAUUACCUCAACUGGGACCGGAAUAAGCCACGCGGUGGGACCCAUGAGAACUGCGCGGCGGCGUCUAUUAGCGGCAAAUGGUCGGACGAAGUGUGUCGUAACGAGAAGAAAUACAUUUGCGAAUACCUCAUUCCUUAGAGCCCCCUCUCACACAGCCUACUCCAGAGUGGUUUUGGUCAUAACCUUUCUGCUGUUCAUUUUUCAGUGGAAGGUGUUGAAAUAAGUAUCUUCAUGGAUGUGCAUUUUUCAAUGAUACCGAACAGUGAUGGGUGGAAAUGAAUGUUAGACAAUUGUGCAUUAAUAUCAACAUCACACCUACUGCCCAAUUUAUUAAUUAUUUAGUUGAGUUUGGUUUAGUUUAGAGAUAUAGCAGGGAAACAGGUAUUUUAUCCCACCGAGUCCAUGCCGACCAGCGAUUCCCGCACACUUACACUAUCCAACACACACUA